AUGUCGACCCCGCGUCCGCACCAGCGCUUAGGCGACACCGCCUGGAGCAAGAUCCCCAAAGUCAACGGCGAGCUCUUCGCUCUGACCUACGGCUCGCUCGUGACACAGCUUAUCAAGGACUUUGAGGACCUCAAGGUCGUGAAUGAGCAACUCGACAAAAUGGGGUACAACAUUGGCGUGCGGCUAGUGGACGAGUUCCUGGCCAAAUCAGGCGUAACCACCUGCCAGGACUUCAAGGAAACCGCUGAAGUCGUCGCUAAAGUGGCGUUCAAGAUGUUUCUCGGCAUCAGUGCCGACGUGUCGCAGUGGAACGCCGAGGGCACGGCCUGCAGUCUUACGCUCUAUGAUAAUCCGCUCACAGAAUUUGUCGAGCUGCCACCGAGUGCCUAUGGCGUGUUGUGGUACUCGAACGUGCUCUGUGGCGUGCUGAGAGGAGCUCUGGAGAUGGUGCAAAUGCGUGUGGAAGUGCAGUUUGUCAAGGACGUGCUGCAAGGAGAUGAUGUCUCGGAGAUUCGACUGGAGCUCAAGGGGAUGAUGGAAGACGCAAUGGGGGACGAGUACAAAGAGGACUAG
Molecule: messenger RNA, 573 nt
Organism: Peronospora matthiolae
Lineage: Eukaryota; Oomycota; Peronosporomycetes; Peronosporales; Peronosporaceae
Source: the annotation of a GenBank genome assembly